This is a messenger RNA of Fusarium coffeatum, 3357 nucleotides long. RefSeq lists its product as uncharacterized. The transcript has 3 exons. Bases 1 to 3357 code for a protein of 1118 amino acids. The record is from RefSeq and is a predicted model, not a curated record. Gene Ontology annotation, molecular function: ATP binding; ATP-dependent chromatin remodeler activity. NCBI's taxonomy places the organism in Eukaryota, Fungi, Ascomycota, Sordariomycetes, Hypocreales, Nectriaceae.
AUGGCUACAAAUGGCCAGCCAUCUCACUCCGCAAGCGGUGUUCCACCAUGGAACCCGGCCGCUCUGCUGCAGCCAAACCACAGAGCGGCUUCCAGCCCGAACCUUGCAAACACCACGCAUGGGCAUUUCUCUCCUUCUACUCUGCAGCAUAAUCAAAGUUUCCAACAGCGACCUCACAUGAACAUGAAUAGCAACAACAGCUCCAUGGUCUUUCAAUUCUCCAGUCCUAAUGAUACCCCAUCUGCUGGCCCCUCUAGCCGAUCUUCUACUCCAGGCAGUAGUUAUGCAAAUGGUUUCAAUGGUACAGGUAACUUUAUUGAGCGUAUGAAUAAUGUUCAACAUCGUUCUGUGGUUCCUCAACCAAAGCGACGGAGAACCGAGGACAGUGAGGGAGUGCAUCAAUUCAUGACUCCGGUCCAGGGUGGAGGCGGAAUGUUGGGACAAUAUGUUACAGAUAAACGCAAGGAAGCUAACAGCUCAACUGCUUCACCUUCUAUGAUGACAGUUGAUCUCACCAGUGGAAAUGACGAUGACGAUGUCGUCGUGCAAGAUCCCCGAGAAGAGGAAGUAUGCUACGGCAUGAUCAAAGCUCACCUGAGCUGCACUCAAGUUCCCUCACCGAAGCCGGGUACGAAGAGUAUUUGGGGGCCGGGCUAUCAACCCGCCAUCAAAGUUGUGCUCAAGCGACAGAUUAAUGAUCCCUCGUUCAAGAUACAAGCAUAUGAUCACACACGCCAGAUCAUUGGGUUGGUUGAAGCUAAUAGUGCCCGAGCUGUAGCUCCUCUUCUCGAUUCGAACAUCCACUUGAGAACGGAUGUACGAAUUCCACCCCACCCCAAGAAGCCUGGCGACGAGCCGGGACAACCCACCUCACGAUCAUACGACCUCGAUAUUGUUAUGUAUGGUCCGAUCAAGUACGCGAGGAACGUAGGGGCACACUUGAACAAGUUUGGCCAGAAGUUGCUAGCCCCUUACCUUGUCCAAAAGGGUAUCCGAGUUCAAAACCCGCACGUUCUUGAAUAUCGUCCUCCGCCUCCGAGGUCUUACCCGACCAAUCCUGUCCACGACGGCAUGACUUCUGGUGGUUUUGGAAGUACAUUUACCAACCGAACCGUGGAGGAGAUUCGUUCAGAAGUUAUGGGCGUCUUCGAUUCCCUCACACGAAACGACGACUUGCCAGAGAUGGAACCCAGUCCAGACAUUUUGACGCCUCUACUUAAGCACCAGAAACAAGGCUUGUUCUUUAUGAUGACGAAAGAAAGGCCUCGUGAGGCCCAGGUUCAGGAGAAAACAAUGGUUUCCUUUUGGCAAGACAAAUGGGGACAGAAUGGCCAAAAGAUAUACUUCAAUGUUAUCACCGGACAGAAUCAAGCCAAGCCUCCAGUGGAAACUCGAGGAGGGAUCCUAGCUGACAUGAUGGGCCUUGGCAAAACGCUGAGCAUUCUAUCUUUGAUCACAACCUCCACUAACGAAGCCUAUACGUGGGAGCGGCAGGCACCCGUCCAGCCAGAAGCACCAGAGCAGAAGCCGACCAAGCACGAGGUUCUAUCACAGCAGCCAACUCUUGCUCUGACGCCUUUGAUGCAAAACGCAAGGUCUACUUUGCUCGUCUGUCCUCUCAGUACGGUAACGAACUGGGAAGAGCAAAUCAAGCAGCACAUCCGGCCUAACUCUCUUACUUACCAUAUCUACCAUGGCCCCAACAGAAUCAAGGACCCAGCCAGGCUCGCAACAUUCGAUCUCGUGAUUACGACAUACGGCUCCGUAUCAAACGAACUUAGUUCUCGUCGAAAAGGAAAGGAAGGCCAAUAUCCCCUGGAGCAAAUUGGGUGGUUCAGAAUUGUGCUGGAUGAGGCUCAUAUGAUUCGUGAGCACAGCACUCUCCAGUUCAAGGCCAUUUGUAGGCUGCAGGCCGAUAGACGAUGGGCUGUUACCGGUACGCCUGUACAGAACAGGUUAGACGAUCUUGCGGCUCUUCUGGCUUUCCUUCGACUACAUCCUUUCCAUGAUCGAACCAAGUUCCUCCGAUAUAUUGUGGAACCCUUCAAGGCCUGCGAUCCCGAGAUCGUGCCAAAACUGCGAAUUCUCGUCGACACAAUCACGCUGCGCCGAUUGAAAGACAAGAUCGAUCUGCCUCCUCGAGAGGACCUUGUUGUCAAACUUGAUUUCAGCCAGGAUGAGCGCAGUAUCUACGAAUUGUUUGCGAAGAACGCCCAGGAUCGUGUGAAAGUCCUCGCGGGGACCCAUAACGGCGGUCAAGCACUCGGCGGCAACACUUACAUACACAUUCUCAAGGCAAUUUUGCGACUUCGUCUGCUGUGUGCACAUGGAAAAGAUCUCCUCAAUGACGCUGACUUGGAUGCAUUGCAAGGAAUGUCUGCGGAAAUGGCAAUUGACAUAGAUGAUGACGACGACGAUAACAACAAGCCAGCUCUGUCCGAUCAGAAGGCACACGAGAUGUUCACUCUGAUGCAAGAGACUAACAACGACGCAUGUAUAGAAUGCAGCAGGAAGCUUGGUUCUAACGAGAGCUCCAACAUCGAAGCAGAAGGACAGGAUGAUAUCCUGGGUUUCAUGACACCUUGCUACCAUGUCAUAUGCCGAUCUUGCAUCAAGAUGUUUAAAGAACGGGUCAAGUCGGUGACAGCACCUGGUCAGAACAGCGGAAACUGCCCAGUUUGCAACGCGUAUGUGCGACACUGUUUUGUUCAACUUCACCGAAGGGAAGUGGACGCGGAGCAUGACGGUCCAGCCAAGCCAAAGUCGCGAAAUGCUGUCAAGAACUUUGACAAAUACGACGGUCCUCACACCAAGACCCGUGCUUUGCUCGAGGAUCUUUUGAAGUCAAAGGCGGCAAGCGAGGCAAACCCGCACGAACCACCAUUCAAAUCGGUUGUCUUCUCUGGCUGGACAUCCCAUCUGGAUCUUAUUGAGCUCGCUCUCGAUAACAACGGGAUCGUAUCUACCAGACUGGACGGAAGCAUGAGCCGCACACAACGAACCACCGCCAUGGACAGGUUCCGAGAGGACAAUAGUGUCCAUGUAAUCCUCGUGUCCAUCAUGGCUGGUGGAUUGGGCCUGAACCUGACCGCUGGAAACAGCGUAUACGUGAUGGAACCGCAGUACAACCCGGCGGCUGAGGCCCAGGCUAUCGACCGUGUCCACCGACUGGGACAGAAACGACCUGUUCGCACCGUUCGAUACAUUAUGAAGGACAGUUUCGAAGAGAAAAUGCUGGAGCUUCAAGAGAAGAAAAAGAAGCUUGCCAGUCUGAGCAUGGAUGGUCAGAACAGGACCUUGGAUAAGGCUGAGGCAGCCAGGCAAAAGUUGAUGGAUUUGCGAAGUCUUUUCAAAUGA